Fusarium odoratissimum NRRL 54006 is the source of this 5283-nucleotide messenger RNA. RefSeq names its product DNA mismatch repair protein MLH3. The coding region runs from base 765 to 3338 and encodes 857 amino acids. NCBI's taxonomy places the organism in Eukaryota, Fungi, Ascomycota, Sordariomycetes, Hypocreales, Nectriaceae. The transcript has 3 exons. Gene Ontology annotation, biological process: mismatch repair. Gene Ontology annotation, cellular component: mismatch repair complex. Gene Ontology annotation, molecular function: ATP binding; ATP-dependent DNA damage sensor activity; ATP hydrolysis activity. The record is from RefSeq and is a predicted model, not a curated record.
GUAUCGCGUCGGUCGUCGCCAUCAAAUUGAGAAGAAGCCGUUGAAUUGAAACGAAACGUUACGUCGAAGCUACCAGAACAACGUCGUUGGGUAGCGGGUGGAGGCGGGGAGGCAAUGAACAAAGUAAAGAGAAGAGAGGCUCGCUCGGAGUAGAAAAGAAACGAAAAUGAUGUGUCAAUGGUGGAUGGAAGACAGAACAAUGAAAGGCGAAAACUAAGGGAUGAAGCUAGAAGAGACGUCGUCAGCAGAUCAAAGUGUGUGGCAUGGCAUGUAAUAGUACAAAGGCUGAAAGCGGCGAAGCAUGAUGGUACGAAGGUCGGGAUCAAGAUCACGUGAUGGAUCUAUUGAAUGACGAGACAACUACAUAAACUACACGGACCAGAAGACGACGAUCCUUUCUAUUCGUUCAUGACCUAUCUCUGACUCAAAUGUAGGCACUUCCCAACGUGUCAAGUCCCCCUUAUCCCUUAUUUCUCCCGCAGGUACCCGUUGAAUCUCUCGUGGCUUCGAGUCUGGACUGAGCUGGCUAUAAGCUCAAGGCACAUCUUUUCUUGGCGCCACCUCCACCAGGCGGACCCUGGAUUCGGGGACGGUUACCCACUGUGCCUUAAUUAGAUCGCCCUAAAACCAGGUGCCCCCUAGCUAGGUGCAGCUCACCUCAGUUUCAGCUCGCUUCGACGUCAUUUCCCAACUUGAACUUUGAAACUUUCAACAUCACAGCCAAAGACCAACUCUACACAAACAAGCAUGAUCUGCUGUAGAGUAUGGCCAUCAGGCAACUUCCUCAAGAUGUCGUCGACAAGAUUAAAUCAUCGGUGAAUAUCACUUCUCUGAACGGCGUUGUCUGCGGUCUUAUUACAAACUCUUUAGACGCUGGCGCAUCCAAGGUCAACGUCUCGAUCGACUACAGCAGGGGAAAUUGUACCGUUGAAGAUAACGGGUCCGGAAUUCCACCCGAAGAAUUUAAAGAUGGCGGGGGCCUCGGGAAGCUCCACCAUACAUCCAAGUUCCCUUCAAGGUCUUCUGUUCAUGGGAAUCAUGGCGAUUUCCUAGCAUCCCUUGCUACCUUUUCCCUUCUGACCAUCACAUCUCACCACCAAAGGCAUAUUUCACACAAUUCUAUCUCGUUUCACAAUUCUCGAAUACUGGCUAGACAAUUGCCUUCGCCCCCUGAAUCACGGCUUGUCAACUUUGAUCAUGGCACUCGUUCGACGGUUCGAGAUCUCUUCGGCAAUAUGCCAGUUAGGGUCAAACAGAGAGCCACGUUAGCUGAAAGGUCUGCUCUUGACAAAGAAUGGUCGAGGUUGGUUCGAGCUGUCGUAGGCCUGCUUCUUGCUUGGCCAUUAGGUGUAUCCGUUUCACUCAAGAACGCAGCAAGCCAGCGUGAGUUAUGGUUCCGGCCAGCAGAAAAAGCAGACAUCAUGUCUAAAACCUCUCGACUUCUUACACAAGCUGGCCUUGCCAACUCGGGCGAUGCAGGUUCCUGGGUGCCCAUAUCAGCAUCAUGCGGGUCGAUUUCCGUCAAAGGCGCUAUCUCCACGAAUCCUGUUGCGACACGGCGCUCUCAAUUUAUUAGUCUUGGGAUUAGGCCAAUCAACAACGAAUUUGGCACUGAUGUUCUUUAUGAAGAAAUCAACAAGACCUUUGGAAACUCUAGCUUUGGUGUGAUUGACAGUGAUGAAGACCAAAACGGUGACUCGCGGAAACUUGAUGAGGUCACGGGAAGAGAUUUGAGAAGUCGAAAGGGGAUCGAACGGUGGCCCAUGUUCUAUCUCAAAAUCACCGCUACUGGGUUAGAGGGGCUCGAUAGCCCAGAUCGACUUGACAGUCAGGGCCGGACGCUGUCUGCGAUCAUUGAUCUUUUGAAGGCAACAUGUUACGGAUUUCUCAAAAAGCAUCAUUUUCGUCCACAAAAAGUUCGCCUAACCCCUGAGGAAUCGUUAUUCUCGACAGCAAGAACGUUGGGCCGGCCGAAAAAGCCUAAAAAGCAACCGCCCUCAUCAUCGAACAGCUCGAGAGCUAGCUCUGUCACUCCCAUCUCCAGAUCUGGUUCACUUGAAGCACGAGCAGACAGCCCCUUUGAGGGUUGGCACCGAAUCAAAGUUGGGAGAGCUACGCCACUCAGCGCCACCUCGAAAGCGGCAGAUGUUCGUACAAAGAUGCGAGAGGAGUCACCGCUGGGACGUCUUGUUGGAGAAGGCGGGAAACUGUUGCGAAAACCGUUUGAUGAGCCAUCCCCUGAACCGGAAGCCGAGAAGACAGGCUCGUCUGCAAACAGUGGUGUGAUCUCGGGCGCAUGUACUGUUGACGGCGCAUCAGGUGGCGGUGACACAAGCAGCAGUGUUACCUGUCAAGGUGCACAGAAGCGAGACAAACAUCCUAGCAAAUGGCUCCAGGGUGUCAUCAGAUCAUGGGAGAAUCCCAUUUUUCAACCUGUAGAACCGUCUGUGCCGUGUAUCGAUAGCUCAGCACAAGAUCAGCUGCAUGCGUGUGGACAUGGAAGCGGUCAUGUUGGGUUUGAAACAGGGACCAUGAGCCUCAAUGGGCGAAUCUCACGUCACGCGCUUGCUCACGCUACCGUGAUAGAACAGGUCGACCGCAAAUUCAUCUUGGUCAAGUUACCACUAGAAAGUUCGACAUCUGGGACUUUGGCGCACGAGAAACAGAGUUCUGCGUUGGUCAUGCUCGAUCAACAUGCAGUUGAUGAACGAUGUCAGCUUGAAGAUCUCAUGGCAAACUAUUUCACCCACGACUCCUUGGUGAAUCAAACGUCGCCCGUCAUAGAACCUCUCGACCGACCCAUAAUCUUCGAAAUCUCAAAGGAGGAAUGGUCUCUUCUAGAACAACAUCACGAAUACUUUGCUGCUUGGGGCAUCACAUACCAAACACCCGUCUCCUCACAAAACAAAAUCCUAGUAACAGGCCUCCCUCCAAGCAUCAUUGAGAGAUGCCGACUAGAACCGCGACUUCUCAUUGAACUUUUACGAACAGAAGUUUGGCGAAGCGUGGACAGUAGUGUUCCACUUGUGCGACCAUCAACUACUGCCCCUGACAAACCUUUGAUAUCACGUUUCAACGGGUGUCCAAGGGGUAUUCUGGAAUUGCUACACUCCAGAGCCUGUCGAAGUGCAAUCAUGUUCAACGAUGUUUUGUCGGUAAAGCAAUGUGAGGAGCUCAUCUCUCGCCUGUCACGUUGCGCAUUUCCUUUUCAGUGUGCGCAUGGUCGACCCAGUAUGGCACCCUUGAUUGAUCUUGGAAACGGGGGCAAGUUUGGCGGUUGGCAAGAAUCGAAACGGCAGAAGACGGUUUCGUGGAAGAGCUGGAUAAAGGAGUCAUGAUGGGUUGUGGGAAUUUCUUGAUACCCUUGUUACAUAGAUCAUGGUUUUACAUUUCAGCAUGAGUAUAGACUUUCGUGCGCCCAAAGCAAAGUUUCAUUGAACCGCUUGUGUGAAGCAAACAUGCAAGCAACUAGGGAUAUCUUUCUAGGUUUACAGGCCGUUUGAUGAACUCGAACAAAGAUCCCAGAGAUGAAAACAGCAAUCAUCUCUAUCAUCGACGCCUCAAUAGCAAGCCACACUGACCAGCGAUAUGCUAAAAUCCGCUCUCCUCCAACGCCGUAAUAUAGAUCCAACGCCUCAUGUGCAACAAAGGCCUGGCUACCUUUGUAUGACCCAUCGUAAAGAGAAAAGGUAUGAUUUGUGAAAUUUAGGUCGUGGCUCAUUUCGUUGAUUCGCAGCUCAUAUGCGAGAUCGAAUGUAAAUCAGAAAUAGUGAGUUACUCAAAAGGAUGAGUAUAAGCGGUGAGCGUUUAGGGCGCUGCGGCUUCCUGCGGCUCCUCAGCCUGCGGAUUUGCGGCUGCCUCGGCCAAAUGGCGAUCAACGGCGCCGAGCUGUCGCUGCUUCGCUUCCUCUUCGGUCUCCUUGAUCCAAAUCUUGUUGUCAUGAUCCCAACGGUGUCUGUAACCUAUGUUAGCAAGUGAAGGUUUGAGGGGACGCCCCGCCAACGGUAUGAUGGCGAAACGGCUAUGGUGGCAACAUACCCUGCCCAACUCUCGGUGACCAAACUCUUUGUAUCAUACUCGUCAACCAAGAUCUUAUUGAAGUUGAACGGAACGCGAGCUUUGACGCCCUCGAACUCGGUGAUACGCAUAGGCCAUAAGUCCUGGCUCUUAUACCGAUGCUUGUUUUUGCAGCUCCAGACACCUGGGCGAUCUGCCUCGCGCUCACGGAGGCCAGUAAUAUCAACGUACAUGCCAUUCUGCAUGUCAAUCCAACGGCCAUCAAUAAUAUUCCUUCCGUCAGAACGGUCGAUAUCAACGUGGUGGGGGUUGAUAUCUAGAAGGUAUUUCUUGGAGAUGAACUCCCCUGUUGCAGUUUCGGUAUAAUUCCAACUAUGCUCGGUACGGUUGAGGUUGUCGCCGAUCCAUUGAAGGGUAUUGUUUGACACUUGAACAUCAAGAUCAUAGUCCCAAGGCAUGAUCUGGCCGUUCCACCACCAACCAAGAAGGGUUCCAUGAGCAAUCCAUGUUUCCACGCCGUAACUGUUCAUAUGGAACAAAUAGCUUCGAAUCAGAUCUCGGAGAACGAGACGGUGUUCUUCAUACGAGACCUUCGAUUGGAAAUAACGGUUAUCGUAAUGACCAAGCUCGAUGUUUCGACCGGCUUCGACGAAGUAUUUUGGUGUCUUUUCAUCUGCACGUUUGGCAAUCGACGACGAAGCUUCAGCCUCUCGAGUUUUGUGGAAUAGUGGAGGAAAUGCGAGAGCGGCGGUUGUUGAAGAGAAGGAAGCGAAGCCCCAGAGGAGCAGCGACUUUACUGAACGCAUGCUUGCUGCUGUCCCGUUGGAUUAUGCUGAUGGUAUGAAGGAAGACGGAGGAGAGGUUGGCAGUCGAAGGAAGCGUAUGCGGAGGCGAUGCGCUUGAUUUGUAGAGGGAGGAAUGUCAUGCAACGGGAGGUGGGCGGAUCGGAUCGUCACAAAGUUGAACUCUCGAUAAAAAAAGAAGUAAGGGAGAAGAAGUAGCAAUACUUUUUGAUCCAAGAGAAAAAGGAGAGAAUGUCGUGAUAAGGAGAGGAAUACGUAUGAAGUAUCACAGACAAUGUCAACAACACAUGUUUGUUAUUAGGAGAGACGAGAAGAGGAAGCACAGAGAUAAGGGAAUGGAAAGAAGAGACAAUGAUGAGGAUCUCUUUCCUUGAAAUGAAUGACGGAAGAUGUGGGUUCCCUUAUCCCCAGCGGAAGGAACGACCCGAGCAGGGGAAGAGAAUAAGAAAGACGCAAGUGCAAG